GUAUGCUUGGAUGAUGUGAGAAGCAAAGUGCUAAUCCAAGGGCUCUGCCAGGUCGAGCUGGCCACUGCAGUGCGAGCACUAGCACUCGAGCUGCGGGGGAGGUUGGGAGUCUGGGCACCCCAAGCAGCUGAUCAGGUGUUGAUCAGUAUCGAAGACAAGCUGCGGCAGAGCCUUGCAGAGCAG
Molecule: messenger RNA, 183 nt
Organism: Symbiodinium pilosum
Lineage: Eukaryota; Dinophyceae; Suessiales; Symbiodiniaceae
Source: the annotation of a GenBank genome assembly